This is a messenger RNA of Hyaloscypha bicolor E, 3957 nucleotides long. RefSeq lists its product as uncharacterized. The record is from RefSeq and is a predicted model, not a curated record. The transcript has 2 exons. Lineage: Eukaryota; Fungi; Ascomycota; Leotiomycetes; Helotiales; Hyaloscyphaceae. The coding region runs from base 343 to 3957 and encodes 1204 amino acids.
AACAAAAGGACACAAAGCAUUUACUUAAUGCGCAAGUCAAAAGUACUUCUUUAUCUCUCUGAAAACAUGUUUUUCUCGUUUCCAUCUCCUUGAUUUCCAUUGUGUUUGAAAGCGCUUUGAAAAUGCACUCGCCGGAUCCGGCCCCCUCAAUAUUUUCCCCCUCCUCAAAGAAUCCAAUCCAUAACCACCCCGUAAACAAUUCUCCUUAUCCAAACCCAUGUUCAAACAAAGUGUGUACCUCGCAAAACUUUAAUUGUCAAUUGAUUUCUCUCUCAGUUUUGACCAACAAUCAUCAAUUCAAACCCCAUCGAAGUCAGAAUCCAGUGACCCGACCUCGCUAAAAUGGCACCUAAAAAGAAAAAGGGGUCUCCCUCUCCCUCGGCUAACAACCCACCUCCCGAAACCCCACCCAGCGUCUCCAAGGAGCCCGAGAACCCCUCAAAGUCCGGCUCCUCAAAACACGAGUCCAAGCCACCAGCCAGCAGGAUCCCAAUCCGGACCGGCUCCGGCUUUUCCACUCCUUCUCGCCCGACCACAGCAUCCGCUUCCUCUAUACCUGUCUUACGAAGAACCGUCCCUCCAAACACUACAGCGACAACGGGUCUAAGACUAAACCUCCGCCCUCUGCCGCUUUCAUCAUUCGUUAAUAGGUCUGCUCCCCCAGCUUCGCUGCCUGUGCUCGUCAAUACACUUGCUACCCCGACUUCAGGUCCGGAAGAAGGGGCUGGACCAGAGGGAAAGGGAGAGGGGGAGGGGGAGAGAUCGAAGGCUCCCGAAGAGAAGUUGCAUGAGGAUCCAAUUGCAGCUGCACCACCAGUAGACAGUGGUUCUCCAGCAGACUCAAAGAGUGAGGCUCCUGCAGCACCAAGCACACCCGACCCGAACGAGUUCGCCGUAGACAGCCCAUCUGAAGUCAGCUCUCCCGGAGAGCUGUUCUCUGAGCCUACCCCUGGUUUUCCAAGCACCGAUACAGCUUUUGGAAGUGGGGAGGCUGAGAAUGAGGACACGCUCUCUCCUCCUCGCAUCAUAGAUGGGAGGAGGAUCAACACCCCAAGCGCUCAAGUUGCACCACUGUUCUCUGGCCCUGCACCGCAGCUUGGUAGCAAUGAUGGAGAAACAGCUUCUGAGAGCGGAACAGAGAGUAAGCAUCCCACUGAGACGUUUUCUCCACCCAGAGAGGAGGGGAGCCAGGCUACAACACCGAAUCCAAGCAAGCCUCCCACUGAAACCUCCUCGCCUCUCAUCCCUUCAACCCAAGCCACGACACUGAGCCUAUUCCCCUCCCCCUUGCGAGUCCUUCGUCCCGCCACUCCUCAGGCGACAUCCGCUCCACCUCCACUUCCAACCCAAACCUCAGAGGCACCGGCAACUACAACCGCAAACGUAGAUGUCAAUGCAAGUUACGAUGCCCCACCAACUACUCCUCCAGGCUCCUCCCACACCUUCUUCUCCAACAGCACAGACUACCAAGACUCCGCCCGUAAAUACCCAGAGGCCACGGACGAGUUCGACAGGAUGGCCACCAUGUCCACCGACGCCGGUACACCUGUCCCUCUGCGCCGUCACCGCUCUGAUCGACUUUUCCGCGAAUCUGCCCACUGGGAUCCAUCCCCUUCAUCUGGCCCAGAAAAAUUCGUAGCGGCUUUCAGGCCGCAAGAGAUAUCUGAUUUCCAACGAUAUGCGGAAGAGCAUCCCGAAGACGAGGGGGUCAGAAAGGGGAUCGCGGCCCUAGAGGGAGCGAUGGGGAAGGAGAGGGAGCAGGUGAUAAGUCAUCUAACGCUUGUUAACGCGAAUCAGCAACUGUCUGAGCGAAUGGCGAUGCGUGAUCGGGAGAUGAAGAGGGCGAUGGCGGAUGCGACUCGUGAGCGCAAUGUUGGACGGUUCUCGCAGGAUGAGAUGGAGGCUGCGGUUCAGAAGGAGAGGAAUAGUAGGAGGGAGGUUGAGGGCGAGUUGAAGGAGUGCAGGAAGGCUGCUGAUCGGGUGGAGCGGGCGGAUAUCUUGUUGAUAAAGGAGCAGGAGAAGGGUAGGGGGUUGGAGGAGAGGGUCGCGAGGUUGAUGGCGGAGAAUGGGGAGUUGAAGUUGGAGACCGAGGAGAAGGAUGAAGAGCUUGAGAAGUUGAGGGCUGAGAAGGGGGAUUGGAUUUCGAAGGAGCAGUGUGCUGAUUUUAAUGCGGAAACAUAUCGGAAGAUGGAUGAUCAGAUUGUCGCUCUUGAAGCUGCGCUUGCAGCUUCAAAGGGCUCUGAUGGCAGCGAUGAGAAUAUUUUGACGGAAGAAGAGUGCAACGAGCGUUGCGCUCAAGAGAAGGGACAGUUACUAAACGAGAACGGGUCGCUCUGGGGACAAUUGAACAAUGCAGACGAGGCGCUAAGAUGCUGCCAACAAGCCAACUCCGCGGAACCAGGGCAGGAAGCGCCAAGAAGUGAUCGAUCGCUGCGUGAACAAAUCGAAGAAUUGGGGCAAAAGUUGGAGAAAUACAAGCUUGAUAAUGAGACGCAAGAACAGUUGCUUGUGGUUCACGGCGUUUAUGAUAGGGAUGGUGUGCCUUAUAACGAGCUUCUGGAUGAGAAUAAGAACCUUAAGGCUGAGCUGUGGAGUCUGGAGACUGCGAACAAGCAGCUCAACGAAAAUGACCAGGAUAUCCAAGCUCAAACCAGGAAGGAGAUGUCUCGCCCAGCAACACCCACACUAACUGAGAAUCAAGCGGAGAGCGUUACUGCACUCAAAAAAGAAAGGGCUGAGCUCAAAGAUUCACAAAGGGUCCUGAGACAAACGAACGAAAACUUGAGACAUGAGAUGGAGAAAGUCAAAGAAAAGCUGGUGGACACCAAGGAAGACAGAGAUGCUCUCAAAGAGACUCUUCGAAAAGAAGACGGACGAAGCAGCCGCCUUGGUUCCAUCAUCCCACCCGAGGACCCAGAGCUGACCAGAUGUAAAGAAACAAUCGAAGAUUAUGAGAAAGACAUAAUGUUGCUGAAGAAGCAGGUUGAAGAUGCCGCGGCCAGCUUCAGGAUAGAUUCGGGAGAGUCGGAGAGAGAGGUCACAGAGUUACAGGGAGCUGUUGACCAUUUGAUCUUAACAAACGCGAUCAAUGCAGAGCACUGCGAGGAGACAGAGAAUCAGCUUCAAGUGAAGAUCGAAGCACUUGAAGUCAAGAUAGCAGCUCUUGAAGAAGCGAAGGCCGAUCGUCAACGACAGAUCAAUCGACAUGUUAGAAAGAUUGCGGAAUUGGAGGGCAGAAAUCCAGACGCGCCAGAUGCACCAAUCUCACGCAAGUCCAGCUUAAACAGAGAUGAUGAGGAGAUUCCAGCCUCAAUCAGUGCAAUGGAAGUUGUUUUCAUUCGAUGCGAGAUACAGCUUGGGCAAUUGCAAGCCGAACGUACACGAUGGGGCUUCAUUGACAACGACGCCAAUAACGCGAUCGCGGUUGCUUGUGAAGCACAACAAAUGGCCGAACGGCUUGAUGAUCCGAACCUAAUUGGGCGAGCCGUAUUCUGGCGAGGUGUGGCUGAAUUCAUGGCCGGCAAUAGCAUGGUUUCUGAAGUGUUCGAGACCUCAGCUAGCCAUCAGUGGACCGAACCGCGCGAGGAGAGAGAGCUCUUGCAAGAAUGGUGGAAGGUUUCGAACACAGGGACUGUGGACAAGAGUACACGGUCCGAUCCUAGCGUAAAUGCAACUCCAAUGCCAAUUAUAUCAUGGCCAGAGCGAUCCAAGCAGAAGAAGACUGACGAAAAAAACACCAACGACACCAAAGACAACAAAGACAAGAAAACCAAAGCGGACGGAACCAAGUCCAAAGACACGAAGUCUAAAGGUGAGAAGAAAAAGAAGCACCGAAAGCAUAAGCACAAGAAGACUGCGACCAAAUCGGAACCAACUCCAGUACCGGAUUCAGUACCAUCCGGGCCAAAACAAGUGAAUGGCUUGUGUGAAAAGUUUAAGGCUUGUAUGCUACAGUAA